Molecule: messenger RNA, 1489 nt
Organism: Motacilla alba alba
Lineage: Eukaryota; Metazoa; Chordata; Aves; Passeriformes; Motacillidae
Gene: SOX2
Product: SRY-box transcription factor 2
Exons: 1
Coding region: 399-1346 (315 amino acids)
Biological process (GO): regulation of DNA-templated transcription; anatomical structure morphogenesis; cell differentiation
Molecular function (GO): RNA polymerase II cis-regulatory region sequence-specific DNA binding; DNA-binding transcription factor activity, RNA polymerase II-specific
Source: RefSeq, a predicted model, not a curated record
AAAAAGUAUCAGGAGUUGUCAAGGCAGAGAGAGAGAGUGUGUGUGUUUGCAAAAGGGGGUAAAGUAGUUUGCUGGCUCUUUAAGACCGAGGUGGAGAGAGAGAGAGAGAGAGAAAGAGAGAGAGAGAGAGAGAGAGCGCGGCAGGCAGAGAAAAGGGAAAAAGGAGGAAGAAGUUUUUUAAAAUCAAGACUCCGGCGGUAAUAAUAGCAGUUAUUAGCAUUAUUAAUCCAUCAGCGAAGAAGAAGAUCCUGAUCUUGAUCCAAGUGUGGUUUUGGGGAGUCCCCCUCCCCCCUUUCCUACCCCUCCCUAGGAAAAAAAAAAAAAAGUCCGGCUUGGGACUCCGCUGCGGCUGCUCCUCGUUUCUCUGCUCAAGGCUGGUUCCAGCAAAAGUAGUUUGAAUGUACAACAUGAUGGAAACCGAGCUGAAACCUCCCGCCCCCCAGCAAACUUCGGGGGGAGGCACAGGCAACUCCAACUCGGCCGCCAACAACCAGAAGAACAGCCCGGACCGGGUCAAGCGCCCGAUGAACGCGUUCAUGGUGUGGUCCCGCGGGCAGCGGCGGAAAAUGGCCCAGGAGAACCCGAAGAUGCACAACUCCGAGAUCAGCAAGCGGCUCGGGGCGGAGUGGAAACUUUUAUCCGAGGCGGAAAAGAGACCCUUCAUUGAUGAAGCCAAGCGGCUCAGAGCUCUGCACAUGAAGGAGCACCCGGAUUAUAAAUACCGACCCCGGAGGAAAACCAAGACCCUCAUGAAGAAGGAUAAGUACACGUUGCCGGGGGGCUUACUGGCACCGGGCACCAAUACCAUGACGACUGGGGUAGGGGUUGGGGCCACCUUGGGAGCUGGGGUGAACCAGAGGAUGGACAGUUACGCGCACAUGAACGGCUGGACCAACGGAGGCUAUGGGAUGAUGCAAGAGCAGCUCGGCUACCCGCAGCACCCGGGCUUGAACGCGCACAACGCGGCGCAGAUGCAGCCCAUGCACCGCUACGACGUGAGCGCCCUGCAGUACAACUCCAUGACCAGCUCGCAGACUUACAUGAACGGAUCGCCUACCUACAGCAUGUCCUACUCCCAGCAAGGGACCCCGGGCAUGGCCCUGGGCUCCAUGGGCUCGGUGGUCAAGACGGAAUCCAGCUCCAGUCCCCCCGUAGUCACUUCCUCGUCUCAUUCAAGGGCUCCUUGCCAAGCUGGGGACCUUCGGGACAUGAUCAGCAUGUAUCUACCAGGUGCUGAAGUACCAGAACCAGCUGCCCCAAGCAGACUUCAUAUGUCCCAACACUACCAGAGUGCACCUGUUCCUGGCACAGCCAUUAAUGGCACACUCCCUCUAUCACAUAUGUAAGACAAAGGGGCCGGGGGGGUGGGAGGGGAGGGAAAGGAAAACUAAACAAAACAAACAACAAAAAAACUUUUAUUAGAAAUUCUGGACUUUUUUUUUUUUUUGGACUAUUUUUGUACAGAGAAAACUCCGGAAGGGGGGUGGGG